This is a messenger RNA of Cyanistes caeruleus (blue tit), 2278 nucleotides long. RefSeq names its product integrator complex subunit 11 (gene INTS11). Gene Ontology annotation, biological process: snRNA processing. The record is from RefSeq and is a predicted model, not a curated record. Gene Ontology annotation, cellular component: nucleus. Gene Ontology annotation, molecular function: RNA endonuclease activity. NCBI's taxonomy places the organism in Eukaryota, Metazoa, Chordata, Aves, Passeriformes, Paridae.
CUGGGCGGCGCAGGCGCGGAGGAGGCGCCGGGCGCUGUGAGGGGCUGCGGGCGGGUUUGGGAAAAAGUUUGGCCUCUCCUCGAGUCUUCGGCCAGAUCCUGGAAAACAAUUGAAAUGGCGGCUGUAAAACCAGGGAAAUUCUCUCUUUUUGUGCCUCCCACGGAUCUGCUUGUGGAGUAAUUUUCUCUGCGGUUUUGGGACCUGGAGUGGGGUAAAAAUGCCUGAGAUCAAAGUCACUCCCUUGGGUGCUGGGCAGGACGUGGGCAGGAGCUGCAUCCUGGUGUCCAUUGCUGGCAAGAACGUGAUGUUGGACUGUGGGAUGCAUAUGGGCUACAACGAUGAUAGGCGCUUCCCUGACUUCUCCUACAUCACCCAGAAUGGAAGGCUGACUGAUUUCCUGGACUGUGUCAUCAUUAGCCAUUUCCACCUGGACCACUGUGGGGCUCUGCCCUAUUUCAGUGAGAUGGUUGGGUACGAUGGCCCCAUUUACAUGACCCACCCCACCAAGGCCAUCUGCCCCAUCUUGCUGGAGGACUACAGGAAAAUCACUGUGGAUAAGAAAGGGGAAACCAACUUCUUCACCUCCCAGAUGAUCAAAGACUGCAUGAAGAAGGUGGUGGCUGUGCACCUCCACCAGACAGUGCAGGUGGAUGAGGAGCUGGAGAUCAAGGCCUACUAUGCAGGCCACGUGCUGGGAGCUGCCAUGUUCCAGAUCAAGGUUGGCUGUGAGUCCGUGGUGUAUACUGGUGAUUAUAACAUGACACCAGACAGACACCUGGGAGCUGCCUGGAUUGAUAAAUGCCGCCCUGAUCUGCUGAUCAGUGAAUCCACCUAUGCCACCACCAUCAGGGAUUCCAAACGCUGCAGGGAAAGGGAUUUCCUGAAGAAAGUCCAUGAGACUGUGGAAAGAGGAGGGAAGGUUCUCAUCCCAGUUUUCGCCCUUGGACGUGCCCAGGAGCUUUGUAUUUUAUUGGAAACUUUCUGGGAAAGGAUGAACUUGAAAGCUCCAAUUUACUUUUCCACGGGCCUGACAGAGAAGGCAAAUCAUUAUUACAAACUCUUCAUCACCUGGACUAACCAGAAAAUCCGGAAAACUUUUGUGCAGAGGAACAUGUUUGAGUUCAAACACAUCAAAGCCUUUGACAGAGCCUUUGCAGACAACCCAGGGCCUAUGGUGGUGUUUGCAACCCCUGGAAUGCUCCAUGCAGGACAGUCCCUCCAAAUCUUCAGGAAAUGGGCAGGGAAUGAGAAGAAUAUGGUGAUCAUGCCUGGCUACUGCGUCCAGGGAACUGUGGGCCACAAGAUCCUCAGUGGGCAGAGGAAGCUGGAGAUGGAAGGAAGACAAAUGCUGGAAGUGAAGAUGCAAGUGGAAUACAUGUCCUUCAGUGCCCAUGCCGAUGCCAAGGGCAUCAUGCAGCUGAUCCGCCAGGCUGAGCCCAGGAAUGUGCUCCUGGUGCACGGGGAAGCCAAGAAAAUGGAGUUCCUGAAGCAGAAAAUCGAGCAGGAAUUCCAUGUCAGCUGCUUCAUGCCAGCCAAUGGAGAGACCACCACCAUCCUCACCAACCCCUGCAUCCCUGUGGACAUCUCCCUGGGCCUCCUCAAAAGGGAAACAGCCAUAGGUCCUUUACCAGAUGCCAAGAAGCCAAAGCUGAUGCAUGGCACGUUACUCAUGAAGGACAACAGUUUCCGGCUGGUUUCCCCUGAGCAGGCCUUGAAGGAGCUGGGGCUGGCAGAGCAUCAGCUGCGCUUCACCUGCCGUGUCCACAUCCAGGACCCACGCAAGGAGCACGAGACCGUGCUCAGGGUCUACAACCACCUCAAGGGGAUCCUGAAGGAUUACUCAGUGCAGCAUCUCCCUGAUGGCUCCAUCACUGUGGAGUCCAUCCUGAUCCAGGCCACGGCGCACUCGGAGGAUCAAGGAACCAAAGUACUGCUCGUGUCCUGGACUUACCAGGAUGAAGAGCUUGGCAGUUAUCUCACAUCCCUCCUGAAGAAAGGGCUGCCCCAGAGCACCCCCUGAGAGCAGAGCCCAGCCCAGGGUGGGUCACAGAGUCAGAUUUUAUUUUGUUUACACUGUCAAUGCUUUUUUGUGCUUGGUUUUAAUAAAAGAAUUCCAGUGUUUGUCCAAUUCCUGCAGUGACAGGCACCAGUACUGGGAUUUUCCCCUUGGAAAAAAAAUAUCCAGGGAAUCGAGAACCUGUUUUGAGACAGACCCAAGGAGCAAUCUUUGACUUGUUUACACAUUAAAGUAAAAGUUACUCAGUGUUCUCCCCUCCCA